Molecule: messenger RNA, 2872 nt
Organism: Arvicanthis niloticus (Nile rat)
Lineage: Eukaryota; Metazoa; Chordata; Mammalia; Rodentia; Muridae
Gene: Steep1
Product: STING1 ER exit protein 1
Biological process (GO): endoplasmic reticulum to Golgi vesicle-mediated transport; endoplasmic reticulum membrane organization
Source: RefSeq, a predicted model, not a curated record
GGGUGGAGAAACGCUCUGGCGCGAAUGUCUGUGACGCCAUCUAGGCGCGACUCUUCAUUUUCCCGGAGUUUUCUGGCUGCUCUGCCGGAGCUAUGCCGAAAGUCGUGUCGCGGUCCGUGGUCUGCUCAGACACCCGGGACCGCGAGGAAUAUGAUGAUGGCGAGAAGCCCCUCCAUGUCUACUACUGUUUAUGCGGCCAGAUGGUCCUGGUGCUGGAUUGCCAGUUAGAGAAACUGCCCAUGAGGCCUCGGGACCGGUCUCGUGUGAUCGAUGCUGCGAAACAUGCUCAUAAAUUUUGUAACACAGAAGAUGAAGAGACUACUUAUCUUCGGAGGCCUGAGGGCAUUGAACGUCAAUACAGGAAGAAAUGUGCAAAGUGUGGACUGCCGCUCUUCUACCAGUCCCAGCCGAAGAAUGCUCCUGUGACCUUCAUUGUGGAUGGAGCAGUAGUGAAAUUUGGCCAAGGCUUUGGGAAAACCAAUAUAUAUACUCAGAAACAAGAGCCUCCUAAGAAGGUUAUGAUGACCAAAAGGACUAAAGACAUGGGCAAAUUCAGCUCUGUUACAGUAUCUACCAUUGAUGAAGAAGAAGAAGAGAUAGAGGCUAGGGAAGUUGCUGACUCCUAUGCACAGAACGCCAAAGUGAUUGAGAAGCAGCUGGAGCGCAAAGGCAUGAGCAAGAGGCGGCUGCAAGAGUUGGCUGAAUUGGAAGCCAAGAAAGCAAAAAUGAAGGGGACCCUGAUCGACAACCAGUUCAAAUAAUCAGGAUCUUUCUGAGUUCAGACUGGAACACUUAGAACACUUAGAUCAGGAAGAAUAGCUUCAAGAUCUCAUGGUCUGGUUUCUGUUUGUCCCAGGAGGAUUUUCUGACCAUCCCUUUGGUUUCUGACACUGUUUUUCUGUUCUUUCAUUGAAGUCAUUGACUCCAUUUCACUUGCUUCCUAGAAGGUAGAUUGUUUGUAAAAUCUCUGUAUAUAUGUUUUCUAUCUUUCUUGUCUUUGAUCAAGGUCAGGUCUUGUUACAUACCAAAGGAUGGCCUUGAACUUGUGAGUCUCCUGUCUUAGCCUCUCUAGUGCUGAAGUUACAGGACUGCACCACCACACUUGGCUUCUGUAGCAGCCCUCUUUUCUUUUGAAGUACACUUCUUUUGUGAUGUAGUUAGAGCUGGUAAGUGUUUGACUGUUUCUAAUGUCUGAGGUAGAUGUUUUUUCUUCUUCAAAGUUAUUGCAGUGUUUAAAGAUUUGUUUCUUAAUAUGGUAUGGAAGGAAAGUGUCAAAAAUUAAGUUUAAAAUUACAGCCAGGUGGAUCCUUUAAAGAAACACUGUCUAUAAUCUUUUGACUGUUCUUAGAAGUGACUAUGGUUUGAAUCUUUCUCCUAUCAGUAGAAAUCAGUUAGAAACCAUAUCUGCAGAAAUAUUUCUUUACUCAAAAUAUUAGAAUUAUAGGUGAAUCAUGCUAUGUCAGACUUAAGAAUAAAAGAAGAAAAAGCCAUGUGGCGGCUGGGGGUGUGGCUCAGUAGUGGAAUGCAUGCUAGGCAUGCGUGAGGACAUCCCCAGCACCAAAAAAAAAAAAAAAAAAAAAAAAAAAGGAAAGCCAGAUCACAGAUGCAGGGCUAGGAUAGCUCAGGUCUGAUUUAAAUAUGGCCUUGUUAAGUAACCCAAAGGAGUUAGUCAGUCAACUGGGAGAAUACUCUGUGAGUACACAGAAAGGGCGAUAGCGAGAGUAGCUUAUUCUGUUAGGCAUCUUGUUUUAUAGUUGCUAUUUGCAGAAGAGCAUUUUAAAUUUUGUCACUCUCCUUCAAUUAUGUCAAUAUCCAUGUGAUUCUUCCAUAUUCUCUGUUUGCCUGUCUUGCAAGGCCCAAGGAGACAUGGAAUGUGUUGUCCUCCUCAUGUUAUCUGUGAUGGAUUAUACUUUUUAAACACUCAAGGCUUGUUGUUGAGGAGUUGCCAGGAAAUAGUUGUCUUUGCCCUUUUUUCUGAUUUCUGGGUUUGCAGGGGAAAGCCGGAACAUUUGUGAAUGGUCAAAUAUGUCCAAACAAUGGCCUCUACUUUUACACCACUUUAUCCCCAAAUUCUUAAGUGUACAGCUUGGAUAUACCUAGACCAUCUUAGAAAUUCAGGCUUCUAUUCUCUGGCCACAGCCUCCAGCUGUUUCUAGUCUCACGUGCUCCCAUCCUUGUAGACCUUUUUAGGUGUGAUUUUCGAUUUGAGGGAUGAUUAUUUUGCUAGUAAUAAUGAAACACUUGUAGUAAUCCCAACAUUAAUACUCAUUCAUCUCCAUUGAGUACUUGGUUCUAGAAAGCACUUUAGAGGUAUGAGUUAACUCAAUACCUCCUAGGAGAUAAGUUAACUGUUGCCAUCACUGUUUUACAAACGAGUACUCUGAAGCUCGGAAUCUUCCUUUCCCAAGAUCCACUAGCCAGUAAUUAAUUGGUAAAGCCAGAGAAGGACUUUAAAACUGGAGCUCUUUCCUAUGCUGAAUGGCUGCUCCUGUGGAAUCUUGUAUCAUUCAAUCAGAACAUAAUUUCAUUUUGAAAAAAAAAAACACUGAAAUGCAAUGUGAAAAUUUUCAGCUAGAGAACUCCCUAAAGCAAUUCUGUAGUUAUACUUCUACAUAGUUUCUGAAAUAACUCUCUCUUGGGUAAAUUCUAACCAUUUGAACAUCUGGCUCAAGUUACACAUUUUGCUGCUUCUAAAGAUAAUGGAAUAUUAUGUCAUUAAUACCAAGUAAGUGUAUACUUUUCAUUAUAUUUUACUCUUUCUAUUGGAAGUUAUCAAAACAAGAUGUACUUUCUCUAUUAACUUCCAGUGAUUUUUUUUUAAUAGCAAAUGUGUUUUAAUGUUAAUAAAAGGAGCCAUAUUGACAUUUGGAGA